AUGGGAUGCUACCUGUUGCUGCUGCUGCUGCUCCUGGGAACAGCAGGCCAAGGCUCAGCUGACAGUCAUCCUGAGGUGCUACAGGCACCGGUAGGGUCAUCCAUUCUGGUGCAGUGCCAUUACCGGCUCCAGGAUGUGAGGGCUCACAAGGUGUGGUGUCGGUUCUUGCAGGAAGGCUGCCAACCACUAGUGACCUCAGCGGUGGACCGGAGAGCUCCAGGAAAUGAGCGCAUAUUCCUCACUGACAUGGGUGGGGGGCUCCUGCAGGUGGAAAUGGUAACCCUGCAGGAGGAGGACACAGGAGAGUAUGGUUGUGUGGUGGAGGGAGCCGCCGGACCCCAGACCUUGCAUACGGUCUCCUUGCUAGUGCUUCCACUAGUUCCUGGCCCAGAAGAGGGGGAGGAAACGGAGGAAGAGAAAGAAACCUAUAGAACCGGAACCGGAAGUCUGCUGGAGGACGCUUCCUUGGACCCUUUGGCAAGCGCUGGUCCUCCCGAGUUCAGACGGCGUGAGAACAGUAUCCCCCUGAUCUGGGGUGUUGUGCUCCUGCUGGGCCUGCUGGUGGCGGCUGUGGUACUGUUUGCUGUGAUGGCCAGAAAGAAAGGGAACAGGCCUGGUGUCUGUGGUCCAUCCCAGAGCACUGGAGUUUCAGGCAUGGGCCCUUCCUCAGCAGCCCACCAUAGCAGUGACUCUGGACUACCUACGGACAUACCGCAUGUGAGACUCGACUCACCGCCUUCCUUUGACUCUAUCUACAUGGGCUCUUCUCUUGAUCCGCCAUCAAGGAAACCUCCAGCCCCACCCCCACAGCCCCUUCUUCAUCCUAAGGUUCUGAUGUCCUCCAAGCCUGUGACAUAUGCCACAGUUGUCUUCCCGGGAGGGGACAAAGGUGAAAUAGCCUCCUGUGAGCCAGUUUAGGAUCUACCAAACAGUCAAACCCCACCCAGUAAAUAAUAUACCUUAAUUUGUACUCUUGGGGUCACCCCUGGGAAAUUCUCU
Grammomys surdaster is the source of this 999-nucleotide messenger RNA. RefSeq names its product triggering receptor expressed on myeloid cells like 1 (gene Treml1). Gene Ontology annotation, molecular function: transmembrane signaling receptor activity. Lineage: Eukaryota; Metazoa; Chordata; Mammalia; Rodentia; Muridae. The record is from RefSeq and is a predicted model, not a curated record. Gene Ontology annotation, cellular component: plasma membrane. The coding region runs from base 1 to 918 and encodes 305 amino acids. The transcript has 6 exons.